This is a messenger RNA of Hyaena hyaena (striped hyena), 2287 nucleotides long. It is a transcript of the gene MEAK7, whose product is annotated as MTOR associated protein, eak-7 homolog. NCBI's taxonomy places the organism in Eukaryota, Metazoa, Chordata, Mammalia, Carnivora, Hyaenidae. Gene Ontology annotation, biological process: TOR signaling. The transcript has 10 exons. The record is from RefSeq and is a predicted model, not a curated record. The coding region runs from base 260 to 1630 and encodes 456 amino acids.
GACCCAGGUUGGAGGUAAACCAACCUGGGGAGAGAGGGAGGAGGCGGCGUGGCAGGUUCUGACAUGCAGCGAGGAAGGAGGGCUCGGCCCCCUCAGCCUCCUUGUCUGCUACUGGGGCAGAGAGCCGCCCGUCAACGCCGUCGCCUGGCAACGGGGGCGGGCUGCUCCCGAGGAAAAUCCACGCCGGAGACCAGAAAGGUGCUGGCAAGACCUUCAUCCCUUCUGGCCAUUUAGAGAACUGUGCCGGGCGCGAGCAGACAUGGGCAACAGCAGGAGCCAGGCGGGAACGAGUUUUUGUUCACACUUUCUUCCCGAGGAGCAGGCCGAGAUCGAUAGAUUGUUUGAGGCUCUGUCGUCGGAGACGCAGCACCCGAACACCUCUCCCAGUUCCUUCUCUCUGGAGGCCCUGAAGAGCCACAUAGGGGAAGCCCUUCCCCCGGAGAUGGUGACAAGGCUGUAUGACGGCAUGCGGGGACUCGACCUGCCGGGGAAGGCGAAGGGGCCCAGCGAGAGUGUCUCCCAGGAGCAGUUUACGGCGUCCAUGUCCCACUUGCUCAAGGGGAGCUUCAAAGAGAAGAGUCUUGUGAUCAUGAAAAUGAUUUCUGCCACAGAAGGUCCCGUGAAAGCGAGCGAAGUCCAGCAGUUCACAGAGGAUCUGGUUGGCUCCGUGGUGCACGUGCUAAGCUACAGACAGGAGCUGAGAGGCUGGACCCAGAAGAGAGGCCCGGGCCCCCCCCCCAGCGUGCAGGCACUGGCCGCCCAGCUCUUCUCUGAGAUGGAACUCCGAGGCGCCGAGAAGCUUCCGGGGCCUCCGCAGCUGGACUGUGACUAUGACCGAGCCGCGGUCGAGGACUGGGUGUUCCGGACCCCCCACGUGGCCACGUUCCUGAGCGUGGUCGUCCACAGAGGCUUUCUCCUCCUGUGCACGCCCCUCGAUCUGGCCACCCUGGUCCCUGAGUGUCACGUGGACCAGGAGAGGGGGUUCGAGAGCCUCCUGGACGUGCCGUCGGUCAUCUACGUCAACGCCCAGCUGCCCCGGGAGCGGCGGCACCGCUGGCGCCUGCUCUUCUCCUCGGAGCUCCACGGGCACAGCUUUGCCCAGCUCUGUGGGCGCGUCACCCACCAGGGUCCCUGCGUGCUGCUGCUUGAGGACCACGACGGCCACAUGUUCGGAGGGUUUGCCUCCUGCUCCUGGGAGGUCAAGCCUCAAUUUCAAGGGGAUGACACGUGCUUCCUGUUCUCCACCUCCCCCCGCAUGGCCGUGUACACCUCCACGGGCUACAACAACCACUACAUGUACCUGAAUCACGGGCAGCAGACCAUCCCCAACGGCCUGGGCAUGGGGGGGCAGCACAAUUACUUUGGGCUGUGGAUUGAUGUCGAUUUCGGGAAGGGACACAGCAAGGCCAAGCCCAAGUGCACCACGUACAACAGCCCCCAGCUGUCCGCCCAGGAGGACUUCCGGUUUGAGAAGCUGGAGGUGUGGGCCGUGGGCGACGCCCCGGACUGGGAGCAGGCCAAGAGCAGCAAGAGCGUCCUGGACGCGGACCCCGAGGCCCAGGCCCUGCUCGAGAUCAGCGGGCACACUCGCCACAGCCACGGGCUCCGGGAGCCCCCGGAGGAUGAGUGAGGGGGGCCCCAGGCUGGAUCCCGACCCGCCGGACGGAGCACAGCCUGCAGACCCCUCCCCAUCUCGCACGUGUUCGACUUCGGCACCGAGCCGUGCUUAAUCGGAACUCAGUAAAGUUCUCUGAUGUCCUAUACUGACUGGUUGCUGCGUCUCCCGGAAAUCCUGAGUCUGUUAGCAACGUGAUCCUCUGUUCCGUUCCUUUCCUGUCGAGAUCCGAAGCCCCAGACGCCGAGGCCUCCGCCAGAGUGAGCGUCCGACGGGCACGUGCCUCCCCGCCGUGCAGGACAGGCCCCCGUGCUGGGGUCACCCUGCCUCUGCUCUCCGGCCGCUGCGCUUGAGACCGUGCCUCAAGGUUCCAUUCCAGCCGGGAAAGGGCAGAGGCAUUGGGCUGCGGGUCUCAACGCUUUUGGGGAGCAGCUCCCCGUGACGUGAGAUUUCUGUUUAUAAAAGAGCACAAAUCCUGUACUAACGGGGGGAAGAGCUGGGGGUCGCGGUGAGGUGGGUCCUCAGUAGUUGGUCCUAAGGUUCCACGCCGCCCUCCCACCUGUGCCGUGAUCGCUGUGAAGCCGUCGUUCUGUUACAAUGUAAACGUGGGGCGGUGGGGGCCCCGACGUGUCCCUUCCAAUAAACUGGUGGUGAGUCACUCACUGGACAGAA